AUGAUACCAACAACAACGACAACAACGACAAUGAUACCAACAACAACGACAACAACGACAAUGAUACCAACAACAACGACAACGACAAUGAUACCAACAACAACGACAACAACGACAAUGAUACCAACAACAACGACAACAACGACAAUGAUACCAACAACAACGACAACAACGACAAUGAUACCAACAACAACGACAACGACAACAACGACAAUGAUACCAACAACAAUAAUAACGACAACAACGACAACGACAAUGAUACCAACAACAACAACAACGACAACAACAACAACGACAAAAAGCUCCUCAAAUACCUUAUCAAUUAGGAAUAAAUGUUAG
Molecule: messenger RNA, 339 nt
Organism: Rotaria sp. Silwood2
Lineage: Eukaryota; Metazoa; Rotifera; Eurotatoria; Philodinida; Philodinidae
Source: the annotation of a GenBank genome assembly